Messenger RNA from Penicillium oxalicum, 738 nucleotides. Its product is annotated as tRNA (carboxymethyluridine(34)-5-O)-methyltransferase. Gene Ontology annotation, cellular component: nucleus; cytoplasm. The transcript has 3 exons. The record is from RefSeq and is a predicted model, not a curated record. Bases 1 to 738 code for a protein of 245 amino acids. Gene Ontology annotation, biological process: tRNA wobble uridine modification. NCBI's taxonomy places the organism in Eukaryota, Fungi, Ascomycota, Eurotiomycetes, Eurotiales, Aspergillaceae. Gene Ontology annotation, molecular function: tRNA binding; S-adenosylmethionine-dependent methyltransferase activity.
AUGGUUGAUCCAUCUACGCCCUCCAUGUCGAACCCUGCACAAGGUCCUGAGAUAGAGGCCGAGUCUUAUGAAGAACAGAAUGUGCAUGAAGUGUAUCAAAAGAUUGCGGGUCAUUUCUCGGCGACUCGAUAUAAGCCAUGGCCCAUUGUGGAAAGGUUUCUCUCCAGUCUCGUCCCCGGAUCCGUGGGAUUGGAUGUAGGUUGUGGGAAUGGGAAGAAUUUGCAGGUGAAUCGUGACGUGUUUAUCGUUGCCUCGGAUCGAUCUGAGAAUUUAGCCAAGUUUGCUCUUCAGCACCACCCGCAUUCGGCUGUCGUGGCGGACAUUCUCCAUCUCCCUCACCGGGAUGCAUCUUUUGACUUUGCUGUCUGCAUCGCCGUGGUCCAUCACAUGUCCACCCCUGCGCGACGGGUGCAAGCCAUCGCGGAGAUUCUGCGAACCAUCAAGCGCGGAUCAGACAAGUCACCCGGUGGACAGAUCCUGAUCUACGCGUGGGCACUGGAGCAAAAGAACAGUCGUCGCGGGUGGGAUAAGGGCGACUCGCAAGAUUUGAUGGUUCCAUGGGUGCGCCGAGCCAAGCCUGGCUCGGGGGAGGAGGACGAGACGUUUCACCGGUACUAUCAUCUAUAUGAGAGUGGCGAGUUGGAACGUGACAUUGAGCAAGCGGGGGGAGUCGUGGUGGAAUCGGGGUAUGAAAAGGAUAAUUGGUGGGCGAUUGCGACGCCUCGGCCCGUUUCAUGA